Manihot esculenta (cassava) is the source of this 1053-nucleotide messenger RNA. RefSeq names its product polygalacturonase-like. Gene Ontology annotation, biological process: carbohydrate metabolic process. NCBI's taxonomy places the organism in Eukaryota, Viridiplantae, Streptophyta, Magnoliopsida, Malpighiales, Euphorbiaceae. The record is from RefSeq and is a predicted model, not a curated record. Gene Ontology annotation, molecular function: polygalacturonase activity. The transcript has 4 exons. The coding region runs from base 1 to 1053 and encodes 350 amino acids.
AUGGGUUCCAAGGUACAUGUGUGCGCAGCAUAUUUGGUGUUACUGUUCGCCUUUACCAGCGGAGCUCAGCCCAAUACCUUUGAUGUCACAAAAUAUGGUGCGAAGGAGGGGUCAGAUAUCACUAAGGCUUUACUGAGUGCGUGGAAGGGGGCUUGUGGAGCAGCGGGUUCCGGCAAAGUCGUGAUACCAAAUGGGAAGUACUCAUUAGGCGUGGUGGAUUUGCUAGGCCCUUGCAAGGGUGCCAUGCAUCUUCAAGUGGAAGGAACGUUGGUGGCGCCAGCAAAAGCUAGCCAGCACCGCAAGAAUAGCUGGAACCUAAGGUUUGACUUCGUCACCAACAGCAUAGUCGAGGACGUGACAUCCAUAGAUAGCAAGCAGUUCCACGUCAAUCUCCUCGGCAGCAAAAACCUUACCUUCCAGCGAUUUUCGGUGAAAGCGCCGGGGCAUAGUCCCAACACGGAUGGAAUUCACAUUGGACGGUCGGAGGAGAUCAACAUUAUUGAUUCAAACAUUAUGACCGGUGAUGAUUGCAUCUCCAUUGGCCGGGGGAGCAGGCAAGUACGAAUCACAAACGUAAGGUGCGGACACGGGCAUGGCAUUAGUAUUGGAAGUUUAGGAAAGUACGAGAAGGAAGAGCCUGUGUCUGGAAUUUAUGUGAAGAAUUGCACAAUAUACGACACCGACAAUGGCGUGAGAAUUAAGACUUGGCCCGCAUUGCAUGGUGGCAGUGUGUCGAAUAUCCAGUUCGAGGAUAUCGUCAUGCAAAACGUCAGCAAUCCCAUCAUUAUAGAUCAAAUGUACUGCCCGCAUAACGAAUGCAAUCGCAAGAUGCCAUCAAAAGUUAAAAUAAGCGACGUCAUCUUCAAGAAUAUUCGAGGAUCGUCAAGAACGCCCACAGCCGUUCAAUUGACAUGCAGCAGCAGCGUACCAUGCAAGAACGUUGAACUUUCUAACGUUAACCUCCAGUACACCGGAUCUAAGGGUCCUGCAAAAUCUAUUUGUACAAAUGUUAAGCCUAAGAUUAUAGGAAAGUUGAUUCCGAGAGGAUGUUAA